This is a messenger RNA of Stylophora pistillata, 775 nucleotides long. RefSeq names its product tyrosine-protein kinase receptor Tie-1. The record is from RefSeq and is a predicted model, not a curated record. Gene Ontology annotation, cellular component: plasma membrane; signaling receptor complex. Gene Ontology annotation, molecular function: transmembrane receptor protein tyrosine kinase activity. Gene Ontology annotation, biological process: positive regulation of kinase activity; cell surface receptor protein tyrosine kinase signaling pathway; multicellular organism development. NCBI's taxonomy places the organism in Eukaryota, Metazoa, Cnidaria, Anthozoa, Scleractinia, Pocilloporidae.
AUGGCCAGAGAUGUGCAGGAGGAAAAUAUUUAUGAACGAAAGACUAAGGGCCGUCUUCCCGUGAAAUAUGAGGCCUUGUUGUAUGGUAAAUAUACUACCAAAAGUGACGUAUGGAGUUAUGGAGUUGUGUUUUACGAGAUUUUCACCAUAGGUGGCUCACCUUACCCAAGAGUGGAUGGAAGAAAAAUGGCAAACUUACUUCAGGAGGGAUACAGGAUGCUCAAACCAAAACACGUCGUUGAAAAGUUGUAUCAGAUCAUGAUGAAAUGCUGGAAAAAUGACCCGGAUGUAAGACCAACAUUCGCUGAUUUGAAAAAUCAACUUAAGGACAUGGAAACCCAACAUAAGAGGCUGAUCAACAUGAAUAUGUACGAUAAGCAGUUGUAUGCAAAUAUCGAGGAUUUUUUCCUGUAGUUGGAUCACGUCCAAGGUGUGAUCGGCUAACGACUUGAUCACUUUACCGCAACAAGUUUCAGGGACUAAUCAUCUUUGCCUUAAUCUAUUGCGUUGUGCUUUUUAUAUUCUUAAACGGUGAACCACUAUUAUAUGCUUUCAGUCGCUUAACCGAUGGAGUAUACUCUCGUAUAAGCAUUUGUGAAGGGUUUGUUGCAAGCAAAAUUCUGAAAGGCAGGACAGCGUAAUGACAUCAGACGACGCGCUUUGAUAUAUUUGUAUUGUAACCGUACCUUCCAAGAAAGAAUCUUAUUUACCAGAUAGAUUGGAUCUCGCUCCGAAGGCCAUUGUUGUGUAAAUGUUUUAGUUAAUUUUUCAGGAA